CUUAGGGAGGUUUCUCGGAUUCUCUGGCAGAUGAAAACAGCUGUACCGGAGCCCAGAAUGCAACUCGGUUGCUUCUCUCGACUCCGUUCUUAGCCUUUCAGCAGUACAUCCAUAAUGGCAACAAGGAAUGGUUCUCGGACCGCCUAAUAUGCCCUCGAUUGAUACGGCGAGAACGAGGGCACUCGGACCAUCCUCAAAAUGACCACCGGCUUCAGCUCGAACUCCUGUCGAUUCGCAGAUUACUUCGUUAUCUGCGGAUUAGACACCGAAACUGGGUUGGAACCAGACGAACUCUCCGCUUUAUGCCAAUAUAUACAGGCUACUAAAUUCAGAGAUGGGGCCAGACGAUUGUCAACGAGUGACACCGAAGGUGAGAAUUUUGAGCAGAGUCCCCUGAGGAGAACGUUCAAGUCCAAAGUCUUGGCGCACUACCCUGACAAUGUGGAGUGGAGCCCGUUCGACCAGGACGCGGUGGGCAUGCUGUGCAUGCCGAAGGGCCUGUCGUUCCGGACGCAGACGGACUCUCGGGAGCCCCAGUUCCACUCCUUCAUCAUCACGCGGGAGGACGGCUCGCGCACCUACGGCUUCGCGCUCACCUUCUACGAGGAGGUGACCAGCAAGCAGAUCUGCAGCGCCAUGCAGACCCUGUACCACAUGCACAACGCCGAGCAGUACGACAUCCUGCACGCGCCGGGGCCCCCCCCGCCCCCCGCCCCGGGCCCCGCUCCCGAGGAGCGCCGCCACGUCCUGCACCCGUCCCCCGCCCUGUCCCGCCUCCAGCGCUUCAACUCCUACGACAUCAGCCGCGACACGCUCUACGUCUCCAAGUGCAUCUGCCUGAUGGCGCCCAUGGCCUUCCCGCAGGCCUGCCGGAAGGUUCUGGAGCAGCUGCACCGCGCCGUGUCCUCGGCCCAGCCGCCCCCGCUGCCGCUGGAGAGCUACGUGUACAACAUCCUGUACGAGGUGCCGCUGCCCCCCGCCGGGCGCUCGCUCAAGUUCUCCGGCGUCUACGGCCCCGUCGUGUGCCAGCGGCCCAGCACGGUCGAGCUGCCGCUCUUCGACUUCCCCGUCAGGGACGUCUUCCAGCUCCUGGGGGUGGAGAACGUGCUGCAGCUCUUCACCUGCGCUCUGCUGGAGAUCCAGAUCCUGCUCUACUCCCAGCACUACCAGAGGCUGAUGACGGUGGCGGAGAGCAUCACGGCGCUGAUGUUCCCGUUCCAGUGGCAGCACGUGUACGUGCCCAUCCUGCCCGCCUCGCUGCUGCACUUCCUGGACGCGCCCGUGCCCUACCUCAUGGGCCUGCACUCCAACGGCCAGGACGACCGCUCCCACCUGGAGCUGCCCCAGGAGGCCAACCUGUGCUUUGUGGACAUCGACAACCACUUCAUCGAGCUGCCUGAGGACCUGCCGCAGUUCCCCAACAAGCUGGAGUUCAUCCAGGAGAUCUCGGAGGUGCUGAUGGGGUUCGGCGUUUCCCCGGAGGGCAGCCUGCACAGCGAGACCGUGCCCCAGCUGAGGGACUUUCGCACCGGAGACGUGGCCUCCGACAAGCGCAACGGGAACCUGGCCAGCUCCCCGCUGCACUCCUACCUGCUGAAGGAGAACCAGACCAUCGCCCGCCUGCAGGCCCUCGUCAAGAGGACCGGGCUGAGCCUGGAGAAGUUGGAUGUUAAGGAUGAGGGCAGCAGUAACAGAGACCUGAAGGUGCAGUGUGAUGAGGAGGAGCUGAAGAUGCACCAGCUCAACAUCCAGGUGCGCGAGGUCUUCGCCAACCGCUUCACGCAGAUGUUCGCAGACUACGAGGUGUUCGUCAUCCAGCCCAGCCAGGACAAAGAGGCCUGGUUCAGCAACCGCGAGCAGAUGCAGAACUACGACAAGGCCUCCUUCCUGUCGGACCAGCCGGAGCCGUACCUCCCCUUCCUCUCCCGCUUCCUGGAGACGCAGAUGUUCGCCUCCUUCAUCGACAGCAAGAUCCUGUGCCACGACGAGGAGGACAAGGAGCACACGCUGCGCGUGUUCGACCUGCGUGUGGACAAGGUCCGCAUGCUCAACGUCAGGACGCCCACGCUGCGCACCUCCAUGUACCAGAAGUGCGCCAACAUCGCUGAGUCCGCCACUCCGCUUACAAAGCGUUUUCAGAAAGCCGAUCUGGUUGCUCCUGCCCCCCACUGCAUUGGCCUGGAGAACUACAAGGCCCAUAUUCAGAAGGCCAUCGAGAUGAGGGUGUCCAAGAUCGACCACACGGCCCUGCACCCCCACCUGCUGGACAUGCGGAUCGGGCAGGGCCGCUACGAGCCGGGCUUCUUCCCCCGCCUGCAGGCCGACGUGCUGUCCUCCGGCCCCACCUGCAACAAGUGGGCUAAGCGCAGUGCCCCUGCACAGUGGAGGAAGAAGGACCGGCAGAAGCAGCACGCUGAACACCUGUACCUGGACAACGACCAGAGAGAGAAGUACAUCCAGGAGGCUCGGAACCUGGGCACCACCAUCCGGCAGCCCAAGCUGUCCAACCUGUCCCCCUCCGUCAUCGCUCAGACCAACUGGAAGUUCGUGGAGGGCCUUCUGAAGGAAUGCAGGAACAAGACGAAGCGCAUGCUGGUGGAGAAGAUGGGGCGGGAGGCGGUGGAGCUGGGUCACGGGGAGGUGAGCAUCACCGGCGUGGAGGAGAACACGCUCAUCGCCAGCCUCUGUGACCUGCUGGAGCGCAUCUGGAGCCACGGCCUGCAGGUCAAACAGGGUAAAUCAGCGCUGUGGUCCCACUUGCUGCACUACCAGGAGGGGAAGGAGAAGAAGGAUGCCACGCCCGGUGGCCUUGGGCCUCCAGGGUUCAUCCAAGAGUCGGAGAGACGAAAGUCUGAUGCCGGAGCUGCCAUGCCCCCCCUCAAGGUGUCUCUGAUACAGGACAUGAGACACAUCCAGAACAUGGGCGAGAUCAAGACGGACGUUGGGAAGGCACGGGCUUGGGUGCGCCUCUCCAUGGAGAAGAAGCUGCUGUCCCGCCACCUCAAACAGCUGCUAUCUGCCCACGAGCUGACCAAGAAACUGUACAAACGGUACGCCUUCCUGCGCUGUGACGAUGAGAAAGAGCAGUUCCUCUACCACCUGCUCUCCUUCAAUGCCGUGGACUAUUUCUGCUUCACCAACGUCUUCACCACCAUCAUGAUCCCGUACCAUGUAGUGGUCAUUCCCAGUAAGAAGCUGGGAGGCUCCAUGUUCACGGCCAACCCCUGGAUCUGUGUGUCUGGGGAGCUGGCGGAAACAGGGGUCCUCCAGGUCCCAAAGAACACCCUGGAAAUCACCUUUGAGUGCCAGAACCUGGGCAAGCUGACCACCGUGCAGAUGGGACAUGACAACUCAGGGCUUUAUGCAAAGUGGCUGGUGGAGUGCGUGCUGGUUAGGAACGAGAUCACAGGACACACCUACAAGUUUCCGUGCGGCCGCUGGCUGGGGAAGGGCGUGGACGACGGCAGUCUGGAGCGCAUCCUGGUGGGCGAGGUCCUGACUCCCACCACAGAGAACGAGGAGCGCAUGUGCCGGACCCCCCCCAUGCAGCAGUCCCCUGGUAUGAUCCGGAGGCUGGUCACCAUCUCACCCAACAGUAAACCAAAGUUAAACACAGGCCAGAUCCAGGAAGGGGUGGGAGAGGCCAUCAACGGGAUCGUCAAGCACUUCCACAAACCAGAGAAAGAGCGGGGCAGUCUGACCCUGCUGCUGUGUGGGGAGUUUGGGCUGGUCUGGGCUCUGGAGCAGGUGUUCCAGCACGGCUUCAAGUCCCCGCGCCUUUUCAAGAACGUCUUCAUCUGGGACUUCCUCGAAAAGGCCCAGGUGCACUUUGAGAGCCCCGAGCAGAGGGAGGCGUCGCAGGAUGAGAACCGCCAGACCAGGGCGCGCAACUUCUGCCGCUUCAUGCGCGCCAUCAACAGCACCCCCAGGAACAUUGGCAAGGACGGGAAGUUCCAGAUGCUGGUGUGUCUGGGAGCCAGGGACCACCUGCUGCACCACUGGAUCGCGCUGCUGGCGGACUGCCCCGUUACGGCGCAGAUGUACGAGGAGUCGGCGCUGCUGAAGGAGCACUCGCUGGUCAACGCUCUGAUCCGCGUGCUGCAGACGCUGCAGGAGUUCAACAUCACCCUGGAGGCCUCGCUCGUCAAGGGCAUCAGGAUCUAGAGCGCCCCCUCCCGCCCCGCAGGGAGCCGCGGGGAGGGACCGCCACCAAGGUUUACCGUUUUAAACAUGGAUGGAGACUUGAAAAAUGGAGACUAUUUCUGGCUUAUUUUGAAGCUGCUCUUAAUGUUUGCCAUAUAAUAAGUGCAAUGAGCCUUUAAAAAAAAAAAAAAAAAGGAAAAAAAAGAAAAAAGACGUGUCAUUAUUUUGUAUCCUCAAUGUGCUGUUAGACAUUUUUAAAAACAUGUUUUCUAUUAUUAUGAUUCAUAAAUGUUAUUUUGGUGAAGACGUCCCAUCCGCGUUCUGAUGCGAUAACAAAAUGAACACCUUUCUUUGUUGUUAACUGCUGACAAUAGCUAUAUUUAAGAGGAGAAUAAGGAAGACGAAGCUGUUAAUAUAUUUUCUGAAAGGAGCAGUAUUAUUUUGAUAUGUCUGUCCAGUUGCUUGCUCUGUUGUCAAAAUUGUACAGUCAAUCAUCAUGCAGAGCGGGAAGCAAAUGAUGUAGAAAGUAUGCUUUAUAAGUACUAAUGAUAGGAGGGAAUGUCCUUUUUUACAGUGUAAAAAGAUGCAUUUUAAAUAGUUUUAUAUAUAUAUAUAUUCUGAUUGCAAGACUUGACCUUGAAAGUCGCUGACCAGAUUUUACAUAUCAUUCUACUCCAGUACGAAAGAGGCCCCGUGCAGCUGUCAUUGUUAUGCCUGAUGCACAAUUGUAUUGAUUGGGAGCAGUAGUAAUCCAUUCCAAAUUAUGCUUCAAACUUUCCUCUUACUGUGCAGCGUGGGAGCGCCCCAGCAUGUCCGCAGGGCAGCAGAGCUUCCGUCUCUCAGGCUAGAAGUGUUGGAGCUCUCGGCAAACUUGUAAAUACCUCUGAUCACAACUGAAGCCCCUCGGUCCAUACGCGCAGCUUUCCGUCUCUUAUGCACUCUGGGAUCUGGUGGCCGCUGGCAAAGAAGGGGAUUGUGGGUAAUGGUGGAGCAACAUGGCCAUGGUGGGCAGAACAACAUGCCAUUCAUUGUUUAUUGUUUUUUUUGUUUUUUUAUGCCUGGUUUUAUUUUUUAUUUUUUUUACAAGCACAUGAAAGCUCCCCGUUCUUUCCGUGUCUUAUGUGUUACUUUCAAGUGUCCUGAAUGAUCGCCUGUUCUUUGAACUACCCCCCCCAAAAACGUCCCUCUCUCAUGCCAUCCCACGGUCUUCUGGUUCUGCUAUGCAAUAUUCUGUGCACAGAAAAAAAAAAAAAAAAAAAAGAUCAAUUGUGUAAUUCAGGAUGGCACAGGAAGUAGAUAUUUCUUCCUCUUGACUUACUCCCUGAGCAGGGUUUUAAAAGUCACAGCAUUACUGCUUGACCGCAGAAGCACAUGUGAAUUUAGACAUUUUCAUUCCAGCGAUGCCCAGAUGUUGCUGGUUGUUAACCAGUCAGCAUUUUUCUGGCAUGGACUUUUUGGAAGUGGGUGUGGUUGGGGGAGGGGAGGGGGGUUGUUUUGAUAUAUUUCUUGACAGAGCUGUGUUAUGUAGUGUACAAGAAGUGAGUAAAUUGUGUACAGUGUAUAAAAUGUAAUAAAAGAUGAAAUUAUGGAUAUGUGUAUGUAAAGGUGUAUUGUAUAUUUUUUACAGAAAAAAAAGAAACUGAUUUGCUCUGGUAGGUUUAAUGAGAUUAACAAAGCUGCUUGGGAAGCUGCUUUCUUGGAGUCAUUUAUAUGUUUGUGACUGCUAUGGUUCCAGUCUGUAGGCUAUCAGAACUGUAGCUCUGUUGUAGAUAUUCCCAGGUAGUUGUAUUUCAACUCGUACGCAUUAAUAAACAGCAAACAUUUUUUAACA
Conger conger (European conger) is the source of this 5974-nucleotide messenger RNA. Its product is annotated as DENN domain-containing protein 5A-like. The coding region runs from base 199 to 4164 and encodes 1321 amino acids. The record is from RefSeq and is a predicted model, not a curated record. NCBI's taxonomy places the organism in Eukaryota, Metazoa, Chordata, Actinopteri, Anguilliformes, Congridae. The transcript has 24 exons. Gene Ontology annotation, molecular function: small GTPase binding; guanyl-nucleotide exchange factor activity.